Molecule: messenger RNA, 2264 nt
Organism: Mastomys coucha (southern multimammate mouse)
Lineage: Eukaryota; Metazoa; Chordata; Mammalia; Rodentia; Muridae
Gene: Rad51b
Product: RAD51 paralog B
Exons: 9
Coding region: 179-1000 (273 amino acids)
Biological process (GO): double-strand break repair via homologous recombination
Cellular component (GO): Rad51B-Rad51C-Rad51D-XRCC2 complex
Molecular function (GO): ATP hydrolysis activity; ATP binding; DNA binding
Source: RefSeq, a predicted model, not a curated record
UGUGUGAGGGUGGGGGAAACUUUGAAAGUUCGAUGCUGCUGACCCGGCCAGUUCGAGACUUCUCCCUAUCUGCUUCAGCAGCACGUGUACAUAGCAAUUACAAUACUUGUUGCAUAGAGGUAGUUAGUGGAAUAUAUGUCUCUUCAUUCUUCAAUUAUUCUUUGGGAGACCUGGAAAUAUGAGCAGCAAGAAACUAAGACGAGUGGGUUUAUCUCCAGAGCUGUGUGACCGUUUACACAGAUAUCAGAUUGUUAACUGUCAGGACUUUUUAAGUCUUUCCCCACUAGAACUUAUGAAAGUGACUGGCCUGAGUUAUAGAGGUAUCCAGGAGCUUCUGCAUACUGUAAGCAAGGCCUGUGCCCCACAGAUGCAAACGGCUUACGAGUUAAAGACACGAAGGUCUGCACAUCUCUCGCCAGCGUUCCUAUCUACUACCCUUUGUGCUUUGGAUGAAGCUCUGCACGGUGGUGUGCCUUGUGGAUCUCUCACAGAGAUUACAGGUCCACCAGGUUGCGGAAAAACUCAGUUUUGCAUAAUGAUGAGUGUCUUAGCUACAUUACCCAGCAGCCUGGGAGGACUAGAAGGGGCUGUGGUCUACAUUGACACAGAGUCUGCGUUCACUGCUGAGAGACUGGUUGAGAUCGCAGAAUCCCGUUUUCCACAGUAUUUUAACACUGAGGAAAAGUUGCUCCUGACCAGCAGUAGAGUUCAUCUUUGCCGAGAACUCACCUGUGAGGGACUUCUGCAAAGGCUUGAAUCUUUGGAAGAAGAGAUCAUUUCGAAAGGAGUUAAGCUUGUGAUUGUUGACUCCAUUGCUUCUGUGGUCAGAAAGGAGUUUGACCCGCAGCUUCAAGGCAACAUCAAAGAAAGGAACAAGUUCUUGGGCAAAGGAGCAUCCUUACUGAAGUACCUGGCUGGGGAGUUUUCAAUCCCACUUAAAAACUCUGCAGAUGGAGGGUCAUGGCGGCACGUUGUUGCUCAAUGCUGGUACUGGCUCUGAAGACUCGAAACGAAUGCCAAGAGAUCUUGGAAGCUACACACCAUCCCUGACCAGACCCUGGUGAUGAUGCAGACCAGCUUUGACUCCAGUGCAAGAGGACUGCAUCAGGAGCUGGGGACUACCUUCAGUGACCUACAAAAGUGCCUUUAACAUAUUACCAAAGUGGCUUUGAGUGUUGCAGUUUCUUUCAAUUAACAAAGCCUUUCUUACUUUCCUCUCAGCUCAGUACUGAAUCCCUGUGUUUGCUGAGGAAAUAUUGAUUAAUUUGGGUGGAGCAGGCUCAAAAACACUAAUGCUCUGAGUGGCCCUAGAUCUGGGUGGGAACUGUUUAAACUUAUUUUUACAACAGAAGAGAUAAGAUGGCUCUUUAAAAGAGAGCACCAGAAAAAAGAGGAGGGCUUUCAAGAGAAGAUGUAAGCCAUCACCGGUGACCUUUGACUCUUUCACCAUAAUCAGCAGACCUGCCUUUCUGAGUUCUAGAGUGUGUUUAUGGAAACUUCAGUAAACAUGCUUUCAAUGCCAUUGGCUGACUUUUAAAUACACGCUUGCAGCUUUAAUGAAGUCUAAAGUUGUGUAUAAUUUCCUGAAAAGUUUUACAAAUUAGUUUGGAUAUAGGAGAUGGGAUUUGAAAUCAAAAUCAUGCUAUAAAGUUGGGCAGUCUUAAAAUUUUCAUCCAACACAUAAAACAUGUCAAACAUGUUUAAAACCACUUGAAAAGGAAGUCUGAAUAUACUGCCCAUUUAGUAUCAAGGUUCUUCCAGAGUCUCUCGGAUGUGUUUUGUGUUCUUUUUUCAUUCAGUAGAGUUACUGAUGGUUGCUGUAUUCAUAAUUCCAAAAACAGUAAGUGUUGCAAAGAAAACCCACCAUCUUUUCAACUUAAAAAAUAGUAUUUCCUUUUGGACUUUUGUCAACCAAAAGUUUCCUUUUAGUUUUAGUUUCCUUUUUCUUUCUCCCCCACCCCCUUGAGACAGAGUCUUAUAUCUUGUGUAGCUCAACAGACCUUAGACUUGUAACCCUCCUACCCCACACCUCAGGGGCUGGGAUUUUCCUCACCAUCCCUGGCUCUCAUCGGGGAAAGCGUGUGUGAAAACUUGUGGAACUUAACAAGAUGCCUACGUGUCUUUUGAGACAUUGCUGUGUAGCCCACACUGAUCUUAAACUUGUAAUCCUCCUACCUCGACCUCCUGAGUACUGAGAUUUAGAGGCAUGAACCAUUUUGUUUGGCUUUAAACAAAACAAACAAAAAUAAAAAAAAUAAAAAAUG